This is a messenger RNA of Benincasa hispida (wax gourd), 1008 nucleotides long. RefSeq lists its product as uncharacterized. The record is from RefSeq and is a predicted model, not a curated record. NCBI's taxonomy places the organism in Eukaryota, Viridiplantae, Streptophyta, Magnoliopsida, Cucurbitales, Cucurbitaceae.
GGAAAAUCGAAAUCCUAUUCCACAAAUAAGAUCCGGAGUCCUCUUCGGUCUUUUAUACGACGCUUAUCCAAAACUCCAAACACAAUGUACCAGGCGGUGGCUCCGCCGCAAGUCUCCAUAACCGCCGCUCGCCGACCGCAACAGAUUACAACAAAGGAUAAGAAGGCCACUCAAGGUCGGAACAUCAAUGUAGGGUUUGGGCAAAAACGAAAGGAGCAAUUAUGGCAGUGCGUCGAGGGAUGCGGCGCCUGCUGCAAGCUCGCGAAGGGGCCGUCCUUCGCCUCGCCGGAGGAAAUCUUCCAGAAUACUUCCGAUAUUGAGCUCUAUAAAAGCUUGAUUGGCGCAGAUGGAUGGUGCAUUCACUACGAGAAGAGCACACGUAAAUGCUCCAUUUAUGCCGAUCGCCCAUAUUUUUGCCGCGUAGAGUCUCCUGUGUUUGAGAAGUUGUAUGGAAUCAAAGAAAACAAGUUCAACAAGGCUGCUUGCAGUAGCUGCAGGGACACUAUAAAAGCAAUCUAUGGUUUCUCGUCCAAGGAAUUGGAAAACUUCAACAAAGCAGUUCAAAGCUCCGAGUCAAUAUAAAAGGCUCAAUUGCUCAAAGGGUCUCGGAGAGCAAGCUUCAAUAUAACAUGUACUUGGGAAGAUAAGAAAUAUGGUGUAUGGCACAUGAUAGCCACUAGGAGAAGCUCUGCACAAAGGAUAUCUCUAGCAGAAAGCUGAGAGGAAAAGGAAUUCUUAUCCAGCAGUUGGAGGCAAAUUACUUUCUUCUUCUUCACUCUCUGAAAGAAAUUAGAUAAAGAUGCUUUGGCAACUAACCUGGUGAUACCUUCCCCCCCUUUUUAUUUUUGAUUCUUUGCUGCUUUUCAUCCACCCCCAAAGAAAGCUGUUAAGAAUAUUCUCUUAUGUAAGCAAAAAAUGUGAGAUAUCUAAAUUCAUUUCUUACUUCAAAAAGAUGUUAGAACGUACAAAUUUAAUGGUUAACCUCUUGGACCACCUGCUUUAAUAUCA